Molecule: messenger RNA, 3198 nt
Organism: Manis pentadactyla (Chinese pangolin)
Lineage: Eukaryota; Metazoa; Chordata; Mammalia; Pholidota; Manidae
Gene: ZNF23
Product: zinc finger protein 23
Exons: 4
Coding region: 756-2702 (648 amino acids)
Biological process (GO): regulation of transcription by RNA polymerase II
Cellular component (GO): nucleus
Molecular function (GO): RNA polymerase II cis-regulatory region sequence-specific DNA binding; DNA-binding transcription factor activity, RNA polymerase II-specific
Source: RefSeq, a predicted model, not a curated record
CCUCAAGAUCUCUACAGGGGCAACAGGACUCCUGAGAACACUCAGCUGUGUGGGAGCUCAGGCAGGAUGCGGGGGAGCAGCUAUGCCCUUUUCCAGGUGCUGCCUCCCUGGGGCCUGACUCCAAGGCCUCUGUGCUCGGGCUGGUGCCCUGCCAACGUGGCCUCUUUUGCAGUAAUUGGGAAUGAUGCUCGUUUGGAGAAAGAGAAAUAAGUCCAAGAUCCUGGUAAUGUUCUAUUUCUUAAGCUGAAUUGUUGCUACAUGAGUCUUUGUUUUAUUAUUCUUUAGGUUUUCCAUAUGUUUUGUGUACACUCUUUUAUGUUUAUGAUAUGUGUCAAAAUCUAGGGCUCCUGGCAGUGAGCAUCAGUGUCAUGGCUGGGAGGAGUCCUGGGCCUGAGCCGGUGAACAGCUCCCUCCCUUCUUCCUGGGGCCGCUGCCGCGGGCACUCCUAUCUGGAUUCAGGCUUGUCUGAGGAGCUGGAGUGUCCUGGUCGGGGUGGCUUGCCUCACACUUGUCUCUCUUUUUCCUCAGCUUCAGCCCUUCUCUGAGAGGGAGACCAGUUGAUGGCAGCCAUGCUGCUGACAGCCUGGCCCCAGGUGAGCUGCGAGUCCCUCAGCUCUUCCUCUGAGCAGUGUCAAAUUGAAGAAAACUGAGGAGGGAAGCUGAAGUCGGUGACCUUCGAGGAUGUGGCUGUGUACUUCACCCAGACGGAAUGGGACAGCCUGUCCCCUGCACAGAGGGCCCUGUACAGGGAUGUGAUGCUGGAGAAUUAUGGGAAUGUGGCCUCCUUGGGGUUUCCACUUCUUAAACCUGCUGUGAUUUCACAGCUGGAGGGAGGAGGUCAUCUGGGGCACCCGUCACCACUGGCUGCUGGAACAGAAAGAGGCCUCCAGGGCCACUGGACUGUAAAUAUUGAUAUCCAGACUGACAGUAAUUUGACAAAGGAAAUGUGUGAAGAAAAAGAUAACACAUCGUUUGAACUUCACAGGGACUUUUCCCAGGAAAUAGACUUUUCAGAAGCCUGUAUACUAGAGAAACAGCAGGAAGUCCACUCAGGAAAUAUGAAUAAAGAAAACAGCAGUGUCACUGAUGGAAUAGUGAAAGAAGAAACAAGCCCCAAUGAAGAGUGUUUCUUUAGUCAAAGUCCAGACUUGUAUCAGUGUCAUAUCAUGUCCACUGAAGAUCACCCCCCUAAAUGUACAGGAUUGGAGAAAGCUUUCAGCUUUGACACAAAACUUAUUCAGCACAAAGUAAUUAAUACUGGGGAAAGACCUUUCAAAUGUGAAGAAUUAGUGGAAACCUUUAGGUGUAACUCGCAAUUUACCCAGCAUCAAGGUGGCUACACUAGGGAGAAGCCCUAUCAGUGUAAGGAGUGUGGCAAAGCCUUUAGUGUUAAUGCAAAAUUACUUUGUCAUCAAAGGCUUCAUAGUGGGGAGAAACCCUUCAAAUGUGUGGAAUGUGGGAAAAGCUUCAGUUACAGUUCCCAUUAUAUCACACAUCAGACAAUCCACAGUGGGGAGAAGCCCUAUCAGUGUAAGGUGUGUGGGAAAGCCUUCAGUGUUAAUGGGAGUCUAAGUAGACAUCAGAGAAUCCAUACAGGAGAGAAGCCCUAUCAGUGCAAGGAUUGUGGGAAUGGCUUCAGUUGCAGUUCUGCAUAUAUCACACACCAGAGAGUGCACACUGGGGAGAAACCUUAUGAGUGCAAUGACUGCGGGAAAGCUUUCAAUGUUAAUGCAAAAUUAAUUCAACACCAGAGAAUCCACACUGGAGAGAAACCUUAUGAAUGUAAUGAGUGUGGGAAAGGCUUCAGGUGCAGCUCCCAGCUUAGGCAGCAUCAGAGCAUCCACACUGGAGAGAAGCCCUAUCAGUGUAAGGAGUGUGGGAAAGCCUUUAAUAAUAAUGCAAAACUCAUUCAGCACCAAAGAAUCCACACUGGUGAGAAGCCCUAUGAGUGUACUGAAUGUGGAAAAGCCUUUAGUGUCAAAGGAAAGCUAAUCCAGCACCAGAGAAUCCACACUGGUGAGAAGCCCUAUGAGUGUACUGAAUGUGGGAAGGCCUUCAGGUGUAACUCCCAGCUUCGGCAGCAUCUGAGAAUCCACACUGGGGAGAAGCCCUAUGAAUGCAAUGAGUGUGGAAAGGCCUUCAAUGUUAAUGCAAAACUAAUGCAGCAUCAGAGGAUUCACACGGGGGAGAAACCCUUUGAAUGUAAUGAGUGUGGGAAAUGCUUUACUUCUAAAAGAAACCUACUUGAUCAUCACCGAAUCCAUACUGGAGAAAAGCCUUAUCAAUGUAAGGAAUGUGGGAAGGCCUUCAGUAUCAAUGCCAAACUAACUAGGCAUCAGAGAAUACACACUGGGGAGAAACCUUUCAAAUGUAUGGAGUGUGAGAAAGCGUUUAGCUGUAGUUCUGACUAUAUUGUACAUCAAAGAAUCCAUACUGGAGAGAAACCCUUUCAGUGUAAGGAGUGUGGAAAAGCCUUCCAUGUUAAUGCCCAUUUAAUUCGGCAUCAGAGAAGCCACACUGGGGAGAAACCUUUCAGAUGUGUGGAGUGUGGCAAAGGCUUCAGCUUUAGUUCUGACUGUAUUAUACAUCAGACUGUCCAUACUUGGAAGAAACCCUAUGUGUGUAAUCUAUGUGGGAAAACCUUCAGGUUUAGCUUCCAACUUAGUCAGCAUCAAAGUGUCCAUGGUGAAGGAAAAUCCUGAUGAGAAGGAUGUAGAAAGCUCUCAAGGUUAAUGCUGAAAUGGGUUGAGUAUCACCAGAUUCACCCUGGUGGAAAAUCCUGAGAGGGAAGUGAGUAUGGCAGAGUCUUUGCAUGGAAACAAGUCUUUUCCAUUUUAUUCAACUUUAAUCGUGAAUGGUGACCAGUCAAAAGUAAUAUUCAAAAAUUAAUGGUUUGUUUUAUACCAACAGCCAGUCAGAAAAUAUGAGAGAAAAUAUCCCAUUCCCAACAGCGGCAAGAAAAGUAGAUUUUCUAAGAAUAAAUUUAAUUUGCAGACUCUGUAUGGAGAAAUUAUAAAUCUCUACUGAGGACCUCCAAAGGAAACAAAUAAAUGGGGAGAGAGAAACCUUGUUCAUGGAUAGGGAAAUUCAUAGACUUUCACUCUACCUAAAUUAAUUUCCCUUUCAUUGUUUAUAAGCAUGCAUCACUUUUGUAAAGAGGAAAAACAAUAAAGAUUUUCUCUAAAAAAAAAAGAUGAG